AUGCCUGGAAAGGCGCGCAGCCAGACCAAAGGCUCUCGGUCGGCUCGCACCAGCAACAAGAAUAAUAACAAGAAUAGCGACCCAGACUCCAACCCCGGUCCCGAAAACACAGGCCGUCCCCUGGCCAAGCGGCAAAAGACCGCCAGAGCCUGUGACCGCUGCCGCCUGCACCGCAUAAAGUGCGACGAGCAGAAGCCCUGCGCACAAUGCAUCGGUAUGAAGGCGAAAUGCAUCGUCUCCUAUGCCCCUCCUCACUCCUCUCGGACCAACAACAGCGACGCCGACCACACGAGAUGCGAGUCGUCGUCAGUGCUCCCUCCAAAAUCACCCUCGCCUUUGUCUACUCCCACUGCGUGUCGCUGCAACAGCGCUCGCGCGAGCAGCUCCACCGCCAACACCAGCCCGAUCAGCCCAAUUGUCCCACGCUCCGGCAUGAACAUGGGCCAGGAGAGCUCGGGGCCGACAAGCAUUCCGCCGGACAAUGUCCACAAGGAAUCUCCCAAUCUCGCCGCUCACGUCCAGGGCUUCUUCGGCGGUGGGCAGCCGGCCUUUUCACAAAACUCUGCCCUUGCUGGCUGCCUCUUCCCCCAGCUCCCGCAUCCCGCCCUCCCAUCGGGGGAACGCCCUCUCGCGUCGAAUGCGCUGCUCAAGAGCCAGCGGAGCUACUAUCUCCGGCUUUUCUGGUACGCUUGCCACCCGCUUCUGCAGAUUAUGAGCGAGACAGAAUUCGUCGAGCUCGAGGCUCUGCCGCCACCGACCGUGUUUGAUGAGUAUUCGGCGAGGAGCGCCCUGAUCGAUUCCAUGAUCGCUCUGGGCAUGCAGCACAGCCAUGCCACUGGCCUUGCCGGGCGGAUAUUAGGUCUCCAACAGCCAUCCUCCCGGCAGUACUACCACGCAGGCCCUCCACCGGAAGCCACCUGGCCCGGCUUCGAAUACUUUCAUCGCAGUCGUGAGUGCAUGAGGACCAGCACAGAGGCGACCUUGGAGGCCCUACGAUGCCACGCUCUCAUGGCUAUCUACCUCAUCAAGGGCAAUGCUUUCCGCGACGCCUACAAUUUGCUCGGCAUCACUAUUCGCAAGGCCUACAUUGCCAAACUCCAUCGACUGCCACCGAGCCAUCUGCCCGAGGCGGAAAAGACUGCACGCAUGCAAGUGUGGUGGAUGCUCUUCUCCCUGGAUCUCCAAUGCUCGCUGCAGCUCGACAUGCCCGCUGCCACCCAGAAGAGCCUCGUGAAAUGCCCCUUUCCUGCCGAGGACGCCCUCGCCAGCUACCUCUCCUCCCCUAGCCACCGCGAAGGGGGCAUCACCGCUUACACUUACUCCACCCGUCUGGUCAACCUCGCCGUCAUUGUGGCCGACAUUGGCGCGUGCGUCUCGACCGCGGACCUCGUCGACGAUGACGACGGCGGCGGCAACAGCCCGGCCACUCUCGAACAUCACGCCCUCAAACUUUCGUCCGCCCUCCAAAAGCUCGAGGUCUGGCGCCACCAGCUACCUUCGGAGCUGCUAUUGAGCCAGUGUGGGAACGGCUCCGGCAACACUGAGAUGCUCGACUUUGAUCGUGACCUGUUCCAGCCCGCCUGGCUGCAGCGGCAAACGGUGCUCUUGGAGCUCCACUAUCACAACGCAUACACGCUGAUCCAGCGUCCCUUCCUCCGUCUCCGCUACGCACACUCCAACGCCACCAGCGGCAUGAUCACCCCACCCCCCUCGCGGCCGCCGCACGUGGAGCUGCACAUUGGCAGCGCCUUCCACCACGCAAUCACAAUCGUCGACACGGCCUUCACGGUCUGCUCCAUGUCCGACGUCCUCUACGGCUGGUCAGAGGUCCUGCAGCCGCUCUGGAACGCGACUGUGACAAUCAUGGCCUACGUCUACGCCAACUCGCUGAGCUCCGAGGUGCCGCGGGCGCUCGACUCUCUCACACGCGCCCAGGCUGUUUUCGAGUCCUUCUCCCCCACCAGCCCGACCGCCCUCUCCGCAAAGGAUACUGUCCAGUCGCUCGCCAACAGCCUGCAGAACAUGAUGGCGCAAGGCUCGUGCGCACUUUCCCACGACGACCCAAUGGGCUGGGACCUCUUCGCGUCGCUGCUCGAGGAGCAGCAGACGUCCCUGGCCGGCCUCGAGAACGGGCCCUCACCCAACGAUCUCUAUGGUAGCGUGCUCUUCUCACCCUUCAUGCCCUCGGCCUCGCAAAUCAACACCCCCGAGUUCAACGCGGUGACCAUGCCGUUCGGCGGCUCGUGA
This is a messenger RNA of Xylona heveae TC161, 2247 nucleotides long. RefSeq lists its product as hypothetical. Gene Ontology annotation, biological process: positive regulation of transcription from RNA polymerase II promoter by galactose; DNA-templated transcription. The transcript has a single exon. Gene Ontology annotation, molecular function: RNA polymerase II cis-regulatory region sequence-specific DNA binding; DNA-binding transcription factor activity, RNA polymerase II-specific; zinc ion binding. Gene Ontology annotation, cellular component: nucleus. Lineage: Eukaryota; Fungi; Ascomycota; Xylonomycetes; Xylonales; Xylonaceae. Bases 1 to 2247 code for a protein of 748 amino acids. The record is from RefSeq and is a predicted model, not a curated record.